CUUUAUUCCAACUAUAGCACUCGCUAUCUGCGAUCUGCUACCCAGACAUCAAUCAGCUACCAGCCGCUAUAUGCUAUUUAUUACCUUGCUUUGCAUAGAGAUCUAAUACAAAAUCAACCAAUAGAAAGAAACAAACAUGAAAUUAAAAAGAAACGUUCCCACUCGCACUUGUGUCCCAGCCUGAAAUACCGGAAAAUUUUGUAUGCUCCACAAUGCAUGCUUGAAACCCUGGUUGGACUGACCUUCAAAAAAGUGGCGAGCAUCUAUUCCUUCCCAUCCAAAACGUUUCCAGCAGGCCUCAGCGCUACAAUUAAAUAUUGCCAUCACUGCCUGCCCUUCCCCACACGAGCUCACGCAGUGAAAGCAAGGCAACAUGUCGUCGUUGACCACCCGAGGUCACACUACUUCGUUCUGUUAGUCGUAUUUGGGGUGCCCCAGCCAGGGUGGUACAGGGUUUAUUACAGCAUUAAUAAUAUUCAAGAGUUAGUAACUGCUCUGACCCAAGACCAUCCGGUGGUGCUGAUGUUCUGGGCGGACUGGAACCAAGCAAGCAAUGUCAUGAAGCGACCGUACUUUAAUAUGGCCGUUGCUAAAAAGGAUGAGGCCGUAUUCUGCCGGCUGGACUUCGACAAGUUUAAAGAUGUUGUAGAGAAGUUCAGAGUGAAGUAUCUGCCAACGUUCGUGCUGAUCAAGGAGGGCGAGGAGCAGCGCAGGGUCGUUGGCGCCAAGGUGGAGGAGCUCAACACGACUAUCAAGAACAACAUCUGAUGCGACCCAUGCAUCCAGAAUAAAGGCAUACACGUACCCAGGAUGUACAACUACCUCAUUCACCGCAGUAACGGGGGUGCAUGUGCGAAUCGAUCGACCGUGUCUUAUACUCCGUCCGUCCUAAAUUAAGUCUGUUACCUGUGUAUCCAUUAUAAAAGAUGCAUGUUACCAGUGUGCCAUCGAAUUUUUGAAAAUUUUCUCUAUAACAUUGUUCUAAAUUUCUUUUA
Molecule: messenger RNA, 995 nt
Organism: Panicum virgatum (switchgrass)
Lineage: Eukaryota; Viridiplantae; Streptophyta; Magnoliopsida; Poales; Poaceae
Product: thioredoxin H-type-like
Exons: 4
Coding region: 217-768 (183 amino acids)
Source: RefSeq, a predicted model, not a curated record